CUUCCCUAGAGCAGUUCUUUGCUUUUUCAAGAAACAAACAGAUGAAAAUCCAGGGCUGGGACUUCCUCCUUGGAGAGUUUGACAAGGACUGACGUACUGGAGCUCUUUGAAUCCCGGAAAUCCAAGACACACACCCAACCUUGAUUGCAGCCUGCAAAGGCUGUCUGCUGGGUCACCGGUGAAAAGACUGAAGCAAAAUACCUAUCAACAUGAGGGACCCACUGACAGAGUGUUCGUAUAAUAAAGUGUACAAGAACCUAAAGGAGUUUUCUCAAAAUGGAGAGAAUUUCUGCAAGCAGGUCACAACUAUUCUUCAGCAAAGGGCCAACUUGGAGAUGAACUAUGCCAAAGGACUCCAGAAACUGGCAAUUAAGUUGAGUAAAGCAUUACAGAACACAAAGAGAAACUGUCUCGUCAGUGCUUGGGGCUGGGUCUCAGAAGGAAUGAAAUCAGCAGCCGAUCUGCAUCAAAAACUUGGCAAGGCAAUUGAGUUGGAAGCAAUAAAACCAACUCAUCAAGUCCUGAGUGUACAUGAGAAGAAGAGAAAAUCACUUGAUAAUGAAGUUGAAAAAACAGCAAAUCUUGUUAUUAGUAACUGGAACGAACAAAUUAAGGCUAAGAAGAAAUUAAUGGCGAGUACCAAGAAGCAUGAAGCACUUUUCCAUCUUGUGGAAAGCUCCAAGCAAACAGUGACUGCGAAGGAGAAACAAAAGCUCCUCAAUAAACUGAAAAAAUCAACUGAGAAGCUGUCAAAAGAAGAUGAAAGCUACUACCAAAAAAAUGUGGCUGGGUGUUCUACCAGGCUGAAAUGGGAAAAAACACUAGAAAAUUGUUACCAGAGCAUCCUGGAGCUGGAGAAGGAAAGGAUUCAAUUAUUAUGUAAUAACUUGCACCAAUACUCCCAAAAUGUUUCUAUUUUUGGCCAAACCCUGAACACAUGCCAUGCACAGAUUCACUGUGCCAUCAGCAAGAUAGAUGUUGAAAAAGAUAUCCAAGAGCUAAUGGAAGAAAAGGCAGUUUCAUCGAUAGAAAAUAAAUCAGUUUUUCUGCUAACUGAUUACUUUGAAGAAGAUCUUAACAAUACCAUGACUACAGAGCGACAACAGUCUUCCAUAAAAUCAAAACUGCUGAGAUUACAAAGUGACAUUGAGAAAGUCUUACGAGACCAGGAAGGUCUGGAACAAAUGCUGAAAGCCUACUCUAGUAACAACUUCUUCUCAGAUGCAGACAGCCAGAAAAUCACAGCAGCUUUAAUGGAUGAGACCAAUCUGAAACUAGACCUUUUGCAAGCAAAUUCUUAUAAACUGUCAUUAGUGUUAGCUGAACUAGAGCACAGACCCAAACCGAGCCAUUCCUGUAGUACCCGCAUCUUCAAGUGGAAAGAAAAGCAACAGACACAUAGCUAUUUAAAACUCUCGAGGCCUUUUUUGAUGAAGAGACUGGAAAAUGUUGUGAGGAGAGCAUCUUCUGAUGGGCAAAGCAACCCAUGUUCUUCUGCUUCCGUCUCCAGCAUGGUUCAGCUUGGCAAUGGUCUUUGCAAAGCUUUAUAUUCAUUUCAAGCCAGACAAGAUGAUGAAUUGAAUUUAAAUAAAGGGGACAUUGUAACUAUAUACAAGAAAAAAGAUGAAGGAUGGUGGUUUGGAUCUUUAAACGGAAAGAAAGGCCAUUUUCCAGCUGCAUAUGUGGAAGAGCUUCCUUCAGAUGCUAGGAAUGCCACAGCACAAGCAUCAGGCGAGGUUCCGAGCAUGGCUUUACGUUCUCUGUAAUUCGUCCUCUGCAUAGCAGUGCAACUGAAGAACCGUUCACAAGUUCCCUUCUCAGUGUACUGUGGAGCCCUUCCUGUACGCCACAACACUGAACUCACAAUGAUUUGACUGAAAUAGAGAAGAGCAGAAAGAUGGAGGCCGGAAAGGGCUUAGCAGGAGGUUCUUGGAAUUUUCAUUUUCUACAAAGCCAUAGAUAUGAUGGCUUAAUGCAGUUGCUGGUUUUCUAGGGAGGGAGUGAGCAGAGGCAGGAAGAGGAAAAAGGAGAGAGAAGGACUAAGUUUAGGGCAAGUUCAAUUCUUUGAAGUAUAAAAGUUUUCUGAUAGCAAAAACAGUGGUUAUAUUUAAACAUUCUUUUGCUCUGCAAUGAAUGGUGUGACAACAGGCCACAGUACGUAUAUGAGAUCAAGGAGAGCAUAGGAGGUAAGCAAUGACAGAUGAAUUUCCAAAAUUAGCUCUUGGCAGAGACAGGUAGGAAAGCUACCAGGGAGAUA
Messenger RNA from Suncus etruscus (white-toothed pygmy shrew), 2257 nucleotides. It is a transcript of the gene NOSTRIN, whose product is annotated as nitric oxide synthase trafficking. Gene Ontology annotation, biological process: signal transduction. Gene Ontology annotation, cellular component: plasma membrane; cytoplasm. The coding region runs from base 210 to 1766 and encodes 518 amino acids. The transcript is spliced from 16 exons. Gene Ontology annotation, molecular function: protein binding. Lineage: Eukaryota; Metazoa; Chordata; Mammalia; Eulipotyphla; Soricidae. The record is from RefSeq and is a predicted model, not a curated record.